GCCAUUGUCCGCUGUGCAGCAUCACAGUCACGGUCCUUACCAGUCAUCUCUUCGAAUAAUUAUAAUACUACUCGUGUUCUGUCACCAUCUCGAACACGCCGUUAGGAGCGAACCGCUGUCGCGCUCGCUUUGACAACCCUGCCAGGCCCACGACGUUUCAAGGCUUUAUCUCGUUGCACUCUGAGGCAGUUUGGUGUACGGCUUUUCAGAAGACCUUACGAUUCUCUUUCCUGUUCUGCUGAACAAUCUGAGAGUUCGGUCGCAUUCGAUAGAUCGAGGAUUGCGGAGGAGAGUGCUCGCUCCCAGGAGUCAGCCACUACAUAUUUCAAAAGCUUCUACGAUGAAUGGCCGAAAUGGCCCCUUGUCGCCUGUUUCUGUAGGAGACAGUGAAUGGUCCGGUAUUUCCAAAUACCAGAACCGCGAUACCGACUCGCCCUUCCCCAAUUCUCGCGGACAGCUGGCGUCACCGCCAAUAUCAAGUGGAUCAAACAGCACGAUGAAUGGCGGAUUCCCUCCGAGGGGCUCGUCUGCGGGCAGUCCUGGAGGCCCUUCACCACCCAGCUCGAUCGCGCGUUCAAGUGUUGGGACCGGAUUAUAUGCGCAGAGCGAGAGUGGCAGGAGUAGGAAGGACGAACAAUUCGAGGCUACAUUAUCAGAACACUAUGUUGCGCUAAAACGAUAUCUCGCAGCCUCGUUGCGGGAUGAGAAAGGAAACCCCAGGCCGAACAGAGCGCGAGACAAGUUAUUACGGUUGUCCCCGGUACAAUUCCAGGAACUAAGUACGGAUGUCUUUGAUGAAUUACUGCGACGACAACAAAGCGGCAGAAGAACGCCAAAUGGGAGCGCCCCAGAAGGAGGACCUCCACCAUUUCUCCUUCCCAAAGAUUCUUUCCACCCAAAGCGAAAUCAAGCCAGGCAAAAGCUUUCAACCUUACCUCCACCCAGAUUCCGCGACCUUGCAACGGAUGUAUUCUACGAGUUGGAGCGGAGGUUCCCAAGAUUUGCUGCUGGUGAUAUAAGUAGGAUAGGCAGCCCGGCUUCAGUACGAGGUCCGCCCAGCAGAAAUGGCAAUGGAACUCCUGUCAAUGGUAUGCCACCGCGCAUGCGCAGACCCUCAGAUGCUAGUUCCAUAGCUGGAUACUCUAUGCGAAGCGAAUCACGAAAUGGGCCACGACCGCCAAUGAAUGGAUCAGCUCUUGGUAUACCACCUUCACCUGGAAUACCUCCUGGAGAUUUUGGAAGACCGACACCAAAGACUUUUCAGAGCAAUACCAUUGUACCCAACAAAAGUACUAUGGUUGAAGACGAUGAGACAGGAGGAGAAGAUAAUGAUGAUGACGAUGGAGAUGCUUUUGGCUUGGAAGGAGCUGCCCGGAAUCGUGAGAGUAAGAAAAGCUCUGGGGGCUCUGAGACUGACAAAAAGCUGAUCGACGACUACCAAUCCCAAGUAGCAGAACUACGAGAGAAGUUAGACGCUAUGGAGGAUAAUCUCAAGCAGAAGGACGACGAGUUAAACAAUGUUUUGGAUGGCGAGAGAAAUCGAGCCAGUGCAGCCAAUGUGGAGAAGAAAGAAUGGACCGACCUGAGAAAUCGGCUGGAAAACCAACUUGCUGAUGCACAGAAUCUCAACGAUACUCUUCAGUCAGAAAUAGAUCGUAUGCGAGCGUCUCAAGCGAAUACAGAAAGAGAGCUUCGAUCACAGAUUGAAGAGCUUCGAGAGUCAGCAGGAAAGUCAACAGGCCUUGGAGCGGAUGCCGAAUUGGAACAGGAGAACGAAGAGUUGAGGUCAGAGCUUAGAGAGCAGCAGAGGGUCACGGAUGAGGUCCGAAGAGAGGCGCAAGAGUUCCUCAGAGAAAUGCGGAUGCUGUCAGAACGGAGCAGUCAAUCUUACGAAAGGGAGGAAGAGCUCUCAAAUACUGUCAACAAAUUAGAGGAAGAAGUGAAGGACUGGAGGAACCGAUACGCCAGGACGAAGACGCAACUUCGCAGUCUAAGAGCUUCUUCGAUUGGCCUCCAGAUUCAGCAAGAUGCGUCAAAAUUCACCAAGGACAGUGGCUUCACGUCGCCAGAUGGUAGUGUGAAGGAUGUCCACGUUACCAAGUUUCAGAUCUCGAUUGACGAACUUCUGAAGAUUGCACGUACUGACGAUCCUGCAAGAGUCAUUGAGUUUAUGAAAUCUGUCGUGGUCAAUGUGCGAAGGAUUACUCAAGAUAUCGACGAUUCUCCAGCAAGCAGCGAAGAGUUAGCUCAACAACAGGCCAAGCUGAAAUCAAGAGUUUCGGCAACUGCCAACAACUUGAUUACAGCUUCAAAGAACUUUGCUUCAGCAAAUGGCUUGUCGCCAGUUUCUUUACUCGAUGCAGCAGCUUCACACUUAACAUCAGCCGUUGUCGAGCUUGUCCGAACAGUCAAGAUUCGUCCGACCCCGGCUGGUGAGCUCGAGGACGAUGACGAUGGAAAUCUGGAACCAGUCGACACAACUGGCUUCUUCCCGGUACGAAGUCCACUCCCAGUGCAAGUGCAGCAACAGGAGAGCAAUGCACCUCCAUUCCAGGGUCUCAGAAAUAUCCGUAUCAGUGCCGAUUCAUCGAUGUACAGUCCGGUCAAUUCUCCUCGGCAGUCUACCCUUCGCCCCGUAAGUUCAGGAAAAGAAUCUUGGGCAGGACGACAACGAUCCAUGUCUAGAGGAGCUCAAAACGGCAAUAGCUUUCUGAAUGGCAACAAGAAUCUUCCUCCAACGCCAAUGGGGGUAGGCUUCGGCAUCCGAACACAAGAUAGUGAUGUCGAAGAACUCAAGAUAUAUCUUGAGGAUCAAACUGCCUUGUUGGUGCAAAACAUUCAGUCUCUCGUAUCAUCGAUUCGCUCUGAAGCAGGUAUAACUGCCAUCGAAACCCAAAUCACUGCUAUUGCGGACGUCAUUGGCACAGUCGUACAAGAGACAGAAACGUCCAUGACGUCGAAUACGGCAUUGAAGAGCCAAAGCGAGCCGAUUGUGAAGAAGCUGUCGACACUCAGACAGCGCAUACUUGAAGCUGGCCAGAUGGGCAGAGCCAUCGCAAAUGAGGGCCGAGACGAUGAUGAAGGCGACCGACAAUGGAGAUCCUGGAAUCAAUCACUGCCUCCCAUUGCUUUCGAAAUCGCCAGAGAGACUAAGGAGUUGGUGUUGAGAGUGGACAUCAUGGACGGAGACCAAAAUCAGAGCCCAAGGGAUGACGAUUUCUCAUGACGAUAAUCUUUUCAACGAGAAUUCUUUUCUUUUCCACGUUCUUUUGCAUA
This is a messenger RNA of Mollisia scopiformis, 3276 nucleotides long. RefSeq lists its product as uncharacterized. NCBI's taxonomy places the organism in Eukaryota, Fungi, Ascomycota, Leotiomycetes, Helotiales, Mollisiaceae. The coding region runs from base 341 to 3226 and encodes 961 amino acids. The record is from RefSeq and is a predicted model, not a curated record. The transcript is spliced from 3 exons. Gene Ontology annotation, molecular function: MAP kinase scaffold activity. Gene Ontology annotation, cellular component: actomyosin contractile ring; cell cortex of growing cell tip.